Schistosoma intercalatum is the source of this 1165-nucleotide messenger RNA. The record is from the annotation of a GenBank genome assembly. Lineage: Eukaryota; Metazoa; Platyhelminthes; Trematoda; Strigeidida; Schistosomatidae.
GACAAAGGUCACUGGUGGCAAUACAAAUUUCAAAGAUAUCGUGAUGUUCGAGGCUCGGCUUACGCAGGCUGAUGUAUGGAAGAAGGUCAUUGAUGCAAUAAAAGACCUCGUACAAGAAGCAACUCUUGAUUGUACAGAAAAUGGUAUCAGUUUACAAGCUAUGGAUAAUGCUCAUGUGAGCUUGGUGUCUUUGCUUCUGCGGAGUGAUGGCUUUGAGACAUACAGAUGUGAUAGGAAUCUUUCAUUAGGCCUGAACAUCACAAGUGCGUCUAAAAUUCUACGAUGUGCCAGUGGGAACGAUGCAAUUACUCUUAAGGCUGGAGAUAAAGCGGAUACACUGACAUUUGUUUUUGAGUCGAAAUCCCAAGAUCGGUCAUCGGAAUUUGAGAUCAAAUUAAUGGAUUUAGAUGUUGACCACCUGGGUAUUCCCGAUACUGAUUAUAAGUGCAUCAUACGAAUGCCUUCUGCACAGUUACAAAGGAUAUGUCGAGACCUAAGCCAAAUAGGAGAUUCCGUCGUAAUAUCGGUUGCUAAAGAUGGUGUUUCGUUCAGCUCAAACGGUGAUUUAGGUACUGGAAAUGUCAAGCUUUGUCAGUCCGCUAACGCUGACAAGCCGGAGGAGUCUGUUUCAAUAGAAAUGCACGAGCCUGUUUGCAUGACUUAUUCCUUGCACUAUUUCAACAUAUUCACUAAAGCCGCUCCACUCUCUAGCCAAGUUGUAUUAUCUCUGACUGAGAACGUCCCUGCAGUUGUGGAGUUUGAAAUUGAAGACCUAGGUUAUAUCCGGUAUUAUUUAGCACCGAAAAUUGAAGAUGAUGCCGAUUAGGAUAACUAAAGAAAACUCAACAGACUAUUUUUCUACUUACUGUGCAUCACAAUAAAUGUAAGAUUUCUUAAACAUGAUCCCGUGUAUUUUGAAUUUGUUCCAUGCCAUCUCAAGAAGUAGUAUUCAGCACCCGUACUUUGUAUUGUAGCUCUCACUGUUUUGUAAAUCUCGCUUGACAUUUUCACCAAUGUAUAUUACUUCAAACAUUGUAUUCUGUGUCGAAUCUUUGCUAAUACCAUUAAUGUUACUACCUUUACUACUCUAGGAUUUGAUUUAACGAUUUCGUUUCACUGUGCCAAUGGGGCAUGACAAUUUGAACGUAAAUAAACACGUUCCAGG